AUGAGCUAUUACGGCAGCUACUACGGAGGCCUGGGCUACGCCUGCGGAGGCUUCGGAGGCCUGGGCUGUGGCUAUGGCUGCGGAUGCAGUGGAUUCGGCAGGCUGGGCUGGGGCUCUGGCUGUGGAGGCUACGGCUAUGGCUCUGGAUUUGGGGGCUACGGCUAUGGCUGCUGCCGUCCUUCAUGCUAUGGUGGUUAUGGAUAUUCCAGCUACGGCUGGGGCUCUGGCUACGGCUCUGGCUUUGGAGGCUACGGGUAUGGAUGCUAUCGUCCAUGCUGUGGAAGAUACCGAUUCUCCAGCUUCUAUUAA
This is a messenger RNA of Dipodomys spectabilis (banner-tailed kangaroo rat), 309 nucleotides long. RefSeq names its product keratin-associated protein 19-3-like. The record is from RefSeq and is a predicted model, not a curated record. NCBI's taxonomy places the organism in Eukaryota, Metazoa, Chordata, Mammalia, Rodentia, Heteromyidae. The coding region runs from base 1 to 309 and encodes 102 amino acids. The transcript is spliced from 2 exons.